This is a messenger RNA of Zasmidium cellare ATCC 36951, 1251 nucleotides long. RefSeq lists its product as uncharacterized. The coding region runs from base 1 to 1251 and encodes 416 amino acids. Gene Ontology annotation, molecular function: peroxidase activity. NCBI's taxonomy places the organism in Eukaryota, Fungi, Ascomycota, Dothideomycetes, Mycosphaerellales, Mycosphaerellaceae. The transcript has 5 exons. The record is from RefSeq and is a predicted model, not a curated record.
AUGCCUCAGAACAGCAUCUUCACGGCGCUUCUCUGGACAGGGUUCGCAGCUGGCUAUCCUUGGGUCGUUGACCAUGCUGCACUCGACCCCCGGCGCGUAGACAGCCGGCAGCCAUUGAGACUACGUCAGUCGCCGUCUGCAGCGAACUGUCCCAACAACCCGAAUCACACUGGAGCUGUCCCGUAUAGUGCUGAUUAUCCAUACUGCGGAGCGAGAAAUGGAAAGCCUGGCAGCACGCGCUGCGUUGGAAACAUCGUACCUGCGCCGGGCGACAAUGCUCACUACUUUGUACCUCCAGGGCCGUUGGACAUCAGAGGACCAUGCCCAGGCCUCAACGUCGCAGCGAAUCACAACUUUCUUUCUCACGACGGAAUCACCAACUUUACAGAGCUCAUUGACGCCCAGCAAAAUGUAUAUGGAGUAGGCUAUGACCUUGCGGUCGUCCUCGCCGUGCUGGGAGUUGGCCAAGAUGGAGAUCCAUUGGGUACGACGAAGCUCAGCAUUGGAUGCGAUGCCACAUCUAGGACUUCCUCUACCGGCUUUAGCGAACCUGGGCUCAAUGGCCAUCUCAAGUUCGAAGGAGACUCAUCGCUCACACGCAACGACUAUUACCUUGACAAUGGAGACAACUUCAGCUUCAACUCAUCGCUGUACGAGAACAUGUCUGAAGUGGCCAGGUCUGUCUCCAACGGAAUUUUCAAUCGCAAGGCUCUUGCCACGUACCGAGCACAACGACAUGCGCAGUCGAUUCACGAAAAUGGCAACUUCUACUUUGACCCUAAAUCGGUCUUACUAUACGGAGCGGCGACAUUCCUGUAUGAACUGUUUCCCUCAGGUGGUCCUUCUGGAGUUGCGGACCAGACGACAAUGAACUACUUCUUCCUGCAAGAGCAGCUACCUCCCAACUGGUAUUCACGCAGCGAAAAGUUCAGUCUGCUGGAUGUCGUCACAGAGCUCUUAGCCAUGUACCAAGAGGACCCCGUCCCAUUUGGUGCAAACGCUGGUGUGCCUGAUUCAUUUGUUGGCAUUGGCACGUCGGGGAUCACCACUUCGAAUAGCACCCUCAAGGCCACUCCCGCCGGAAUCGCCUGCUUCUUGUAUCAACUCCUGACCGAGAACAUUCCCGCUCAAGCAGGCGGGUCCAAUGUUCCGGACGCCAGGUUGCUUGCGUGGGUCGUAAAUCAGAUCAACCCACUCUUUGGUCUAGGAGGCACUCUCGGGUCAUUAGCCUGUCCUUUGGUUACGGUCUGA